This is a messenger RNA of Mycotypha africana, 3750 nucleotides long. Its product is annotated as RNA dependent RNA polymerase-domain-containing protein. Gene Ontology annotation, molecular function: RNA-directed RNA polymerase activity; nucleic acid binding. Gene Ontology annotation, cellular component: nuclear RNA-directed RNA polymerase complex. The transcript has 6 exons. Lineage: Eukaryota; Fungi; Mucoromycota; Mucoromycetes; Mucorales; Mycotyphaceae. The coding region runs from base 1 to 3750 and encodes 1249 amino acids. Gene Ontology annotation, biological process: siRNA processing. The record is from RefSeq and is a predicted model, not a curated record.
AUGAAGUUCCUGCCAUCUGAAAAACUAACGGAGAACGUUCAUGGCUAUAUUAUUUUCAACUUGAAUUCAGAGGUCGACCGUGAUGCGCUACAGAAAGUCUUUGGUCAGUUCGGUAAUCUUGUCGAGAUCCAAAUCCGAAAGGACGAUGAAAUUAAGGCUGCAGUCAUAUACAGCUCACAACCCUCUGACCAACUAUUUACUCAAUCGAUUUAUAUCCAUGGUCGUCUUAUUUCUGUUCGACCUUUGUCUAUGGCCGAAUACAUUCGCGGUUGUAGUCAACCUGUUCAUGCUGACAAGCUCUCUCUCGGUGGUUUAAACUCUCCACAAGUGUUUAUUGAAGAAUGGAGUACAGAUCAAUAUGUACUCUUCGAUCUCAAUUUAAAUGAAAACUAUAUGGAUAUCUUUUUCGCUCAUAUCGAUGCCUAUUAUCGUGUUCGGAUUGUGUAUGAUAAUGAGUUAAAGAACUCGCUGAUGUUACAGCGCUAUCAUAAUAUCACAUCCUUAACUAUCAGCGGUAAAUAUCCGGCCUACUUCUGGCGAUCCAAAGUGCCUGUGCAGAGGAUAGAAAAUCUUAAUCUUUACUAUUUGUCAAAGUGGGAGAGGAUAACAGAGAUUCCGAUGGAUGAUUUUUCCAGAGAUAUGAUCCGACAUAAGACGACAACGAAUCCCAAAUGGAAGAAAGAGCCUGUCACUCCAGACGGACAAUUUCCUGAAUACUUGAUGAAACUUAACAUGUGGACUGUGUACCGCUUAGAAUUCCAAAUACCCUUCAGCCAUUCAUCAAACCAUCUCGGGGAACAUUGUUUAACUCACGAGAUGUUGGAACGAAAAUUGAGCUUGGCUGCUGGAGUAUCCAUAGGGGGUGAUCAACAUCAUGCUGAGAUUCUUGUUCGACCCCCUAGCAAAACGCCUCAAGUGGACGCUCAAAUUGCCUCUAUCCCCUCUUUCAACGUGAGAUACAUGCUAGAACAUGCUUUUAAUUUGAAGAUAUUACGCGCAUACAAUGUGUCAACUGAUUUCUUUGAAAAGAUGCGCCAAUUUCCCCCACAAGUCAGUUGUAUGUUUUUAUCCAUUUUAUCGGCGCCUCAACAACGUAUUUACAAUGUGGAUGCGGCCAUCGCGCAAGCGUAUCGAUUAUGUAAAGCACAGAUUGGUUUUCAGCAGCCUUUGCCGGAUGGGUAUGUGCUCCUCAGACGCGUGAUUGUCACACCCACCUCUAUUUAUCCUUUACAGCCAACAGUGGAAAGAAUGACACACUUACAACGUCAGUUUCAACAGCAUGCUGAUCGAUUUCUAAAGGUUUACUUUACUGAUGAAGAUUUAUGCCCAUUGAUUCCUUAUGAAACCCAUAACCAUAACGAAGCCAUGCCUACUGUAGAGUCUCGAAAUAGCAAAAUUUAUGAGCGUAUCUAUACUGUAUUAAGGAGAGGGCUGAGGAUUGCCAAUCGAUUCUACGAAUUUCUUGGCUCAUCACUCACGGAUACACAAAGUCAUAGUUGCUGGUUUUUCGCACCCUUGGAAGAAUGCAAUCGAAAUGAUAUAUUACGUCAAAUGGGUGAUUUCUCCGAGAUUCAAACAGUAGCAAAAUAUGUCAGUUGUACAGGGCAGAGUCAUCAGCCUGCACUACUCAAUCUGGUCAUUGAUUUGAGUGAGAUAGAAGAAAUUGACGAUUUUAUUCGAAACGACUGUAAUUUUAGCAAAGAAUGCGGGAAAAUGUCACCUGAGAUUGCUCGUGAAAUCAGUAAACGUCUCGAUAUGAAUUGUACACCCAGUGUUGUAAAGUUCAAUCUUUGUGGCGCAAAAGGCAUUCUGAUGCUCUCCAAUUAUUUAAAAAAACGUAAAAUACAGCUUAGAAGUAGUCAGAUACAAUUUAAAAGUGAGGAUACGACUUUGGAAGUGAUCAAGGUUUCGAAGCCGAACAAGCUUUUUCUAAAUAACAGAUUUAUUACCAUUUUGUCUUCUAUGGGCAUCAGAAACUACGUUUUCGAUGACCUUUUGGAUGAAGGAAUGGCCUUUGUUGAAAAGCAUAUGAACGUUGAAGGCAAAGAUCAUUUGAAUUUGAUGAUAGAACACUACUCGAAUGGUGGUUUUCAUUCCUUUGAACAAAUUAUUAAAGAAGGGGAUUUUACAGCACGGUGCGAUCCUUUUAUCACGAAUCUAGUCCGUUCAUUUCAAAACCAAUUAUUGAAAGGCUGGAAAGAAGACACGAGACUGUAUGUUCACAAAGGUGUACGAGUAUUUGCUAUUAUGGAUGAAACCAACACGCUGGCGAAAGGAGAGGUAUUCUUACAAAUUACGAGAAACCGAUAUGGCACAGUACUUUCACGUCACGUAAUACAAGGUCCAUGUGUGGUAUUUAGGGAGAAUUCUUGCUUUCCUUCAGAUGUAAGAGUAGUUCAUGCUGUGGAUUACAAAGAGCUACGACAUUAUGUAAAUGUUUUGGUGUAUUCAGUAUACGAUUUAUGUGACCUACCGUCCAUUUGUUCAAAUGAUGCUCCAGAUGACGAUAACUUCAAUAUUAUUUGGGAUAAACGUUUGAUUCCUCCUAAAGUCCAUCUAACAGAUCACAGAAACUAUACAACGGUAGUAUCUCCUAAAAGUCUGAAAAAGAUUUCAUUCACGGAAGCUGCCAAGUUCUUUACAACAUACAUAUCAAAAGAUGUAUCACCCAUUUUGAAAGAAGCCUAUAUAGCGCUCGCAGAUUGGCAUAAAGAAGGCAUAUUCAACGGUGCAUGUAUACAUUUAUCACAGCAAAUCAAUCGUGCUUUAGAUUUUGUCAAAACAGGUGUUUAUGCUAGCUUAAGCGAUGAGUCUCGUCAAUUUCUAUACCCCGACUUUAUGAAGCAAAGUGACUUGAAUUCCUAUACUUCUGAUAAACCCGUCGGCCGCAUAUACCGAAAGGUGAAGGAGUAUCAGUAUCAAAGUCUUGCUUCAGGACAAUGCGUUUAUGAUCCGCGUCUCUACGUUGAUGAUAUGUACAGAUACAUCAAAGAUGCUCGCAAAACCAAAGCAAAAUAUGACCAUAGUCUUCGGUUAUUACUAGCUCAGUUUUCUGUUGAGACAGAAAUUGAAUUCAUAACGGGCCAUAUCAUCCUUUGGCCAAAGUAUCUACCUGAGAAUGAAAAGGACGUGUAUUGUACAAGAAUCCGAUCUGCCUUUCUUAACUUUCGAAAAUACUGGAAAGACGUUUUUGAAUCUGAACUCAACUUGACCUAUGACAAAAAAUUAGAAAACCAACGCGAAGCUAAAGCAGCAGCGUGGUAUUACGUUACUUACCAUCCAUCAGAAUAUACCAAGACAACAACAGCCAUAUACCCGUCUUCUGCAAGCCAUUAUCUAAGCUUUCCCUGGGUUGUAGAUAAAGAAAUAGCACAUAUUGCAAUGAAAAACUCAAAGAGACCUAUCUUGCCAGAGCAUUCACGACCCAUACCACCAGAGAAGAUCGAGCAGCAUAUUGACUCUGUUGCCCUUGUGCUCGACGAUGACGAGGAUGAGGAUUCCUCUUCUGAGGAAGAAGAAGAAGAAGAAGAAGAGGACGAGGAAGGAAAUGAAGGCCUGAAGCAACGAUUUGAAGCUAAUAAUAGCAAACAAGCAUGCUCCUCCUCUCCAUCCUUAUUUAUCACUCGUCAAGAGAGCAUAGAUUCUGAUAGCAGUAGUCAUCCUAGUAGUUCUCCAAGUGAAGAUGACAUAGAUGACGAGCCUGCUAUUGUCAAUAUCAAAUUAGCUGAUCUUAGCUUUUCAGAUUUGUGA